Molecule: messenger RNA, 1854 nt
Organism: Etheostoma spectabile (orangethroat darter)
Lineage: Eukaryota; Metazoa; Chordata; Actinopteri; Perciformes; Percidae
Product: zgc:103559
Exons: 12
Coding region: 298-1680 (460 amino acids)
Biological process (GO): allantoin catabolic process; purine nucleobase catabolic process
Cellular component (GO): cytoplasm
Molecular function (GO): cobalt ion binding; zinc ion binding; allantoinase activity
Source: RefSeq, a predicted model, not a curated record
GUGAAGCAGUACGUAGGGUCGGUGGAGCUACAGCUCAGUUGCGCGGCAGUGAAAGUAAAUGUUGCUUUAUUGCUCAACAUAACACGUUUGUCUAGAUCGCUGCUGACGGCUCCGUUAACCCUUGCCCUGACCGACCAGCCUACCUGGAACCUCCGGAUCACGCCACAUGAGCCGCUCCCACCUCUCCGCUGCUCACUGGCGUCGCUCUUCCACCCAUUUCUCCUGCUAAACCCCGGACUGGAUUUCGGACUGACUAACUGACUACGUGACUGACUGAUAGAACAAAUAUCUACAGACAUGGAGCUUGGAUCAGUGGUUUGUGCUGUGAGGAGUAAGAGGGUACUGGUCGGUGACAAAGUCCGUCCUGCUGUCAUCGUAAUAAGAGAUGAGAAGAUCCAUCAAAUACUCUCUGACAGCGACUUUACUGGAGAUGUUGCCGGCGAGGUGUUGGAUGUGGGUGACAAGGUGGUAAUGCCAGGCAUUGUAGAUUGCCAUGUUCAUGUGAAUGAACCAGGCCGCACCUCCUGGGAGGGUUUCUGGACUGCCACCAGGGCUGCUGCAGCUGGAGGAGUGACAACCAUUGUGGACAUGCCGCUAAACAGCAUCCCUCCAACAACCACACUUGGAAAUUUUCACAAGAAGCUGCAUGAGGCGACAGGGAAGUGUUUUGUGGACACAGCCUUCUGGGGAGGUGUGAUUCCUGGCAAUCAGCUAGAACUUCUGCCCAUGAUCCAAGCUGGAGUGGCUGGCUUCAAGUGUUUCCUCAUCCAUAGUGGGGUGGAAGAGUUCCCUCAUGUGAAUGACUGUGAUCUACACAGAGCCAUGAAACAGCUGCAAGGCACAGGGAGUGUCCUGCUGUUUCAUGCAGAGAAGGAUGUUCAUCAGACAACAGAGGAGCAUGGCGAUCCUUGUCAGUACUCCACCUUUCUGCAGUCAAGACCAGAUGACAUGGAGAUAGAGGCAAUCCGCACCGUCACAGAACUCUGCCUCCAGUACAAGGUGCGGUGUCAUAUAGUUCACUUGUCCUCUGCAAAGCCAUUGAAACUAAUCCAGGAAGCACGGCAAGCUGGAGCGCCCCUGUCAGUGGAGACCACCCACCACUACCUCAGCCUGUUUGCAGAGAACAUACCCGCAGGGGCUACACAAUUCAAGUGCUGCCCACCCAUCCGAGGAUCUGUUAACCAGGAGCAGUUAUGGUCCGCACUGAAAGCUGGGCAGAUUGACAUGGUGGUGUCUGAUCAUUCCCCUUGCACCCCUGAUUUGAAGAAGCUGGGCAAUGGAGACUUCACUGAGGCUUGGGGAGGAAUUUCCUCAUUACAAUUUGGUUUGCCUCUGUUCUGGAGUUCAGCCAGUAAGAGGGGCUUUACGCUGUCUGAUGUGGCGAGACUCCUUAGCUGGAAAACAGCCCAGCUAAGUAGUCUUGACAACCUAAAGGGCAGCCUUGCCCCCGGCUAUGAUGCUGACUUGGUCAUAUGGGAACCAGAGCGAGAAUUUGAAAUUAAAGAAGCAAGCAUUCAUCAUAAAAACAAGCUAACGCCUUACCUCGGCGUCACAUUGCAAGGAGUGGUGUGUGUUACCAUUGUUAGGGGCCAGCUGGUGUACAGAGAAGGCUCUUUCUGCCCCAAACCUCUGGGGAAGCCUCUCCUCAUCCCAAUGCAGCCCAACUGUGAAGCACCAUGACAACAAGCUGGAAAUAACCUCAACAUAUCUAGAGUUAGUGUGUUGUCUGAAUCUGGGAAAGUGCCCCAUGUCAUUUUCUUUUUCAUUUCUCACACAUAAUAAAUGAUUUACACUAGAUUUUAUCUGAAAAUUUUUAUAUCACACUUUGCAUUUGUAAUAAAACUGGGAAUAGUU